Messenger RNA from Cutaneotrichosporon cavernicola, 624 nucleotides. RefSeq lists its product as uncharacterized. Gene Ontology annotation, molecular function: cytosine deaminase activity. The coding region runs from base 1 to 624 and encodes 207 amino acids. The record is from RefSeq and is a predicted model, not a curated record. Gene Ontology annotation, biological process: cytosine metabolic process; cytidine metabolic process; pyrimidine-containing compound salvage. The transcript has 2 exons. Lineage: Eukaryota; Fungi; Basidiomycota; Tremellomycetes; Trichosporonales; Trichosporonaceae.
AUGUCGGGCAAGAACGACCUGGACAAGCUGCGGAACACACUCUCCUUCCAUGUUCCAGAGAAAGGCAGUUGGAAGGCCGUGACACCCGCCGACUACCCCAAGUUUAUGGCUGCGGCGAAAGAGCAAGCUGCCAAGGGCGCACGUGAAGGCGGCCAGCCGAUCGGUGCGGUCGUCGUACACCUCCCCACUGGACAGAUAUUGGGACGCGGACAUAACCAGCGCCUCCAGCGCGGUAGCCGGGUGCUGCACGCCGAGACGGACGCGCUCGAGAACGCCACCAUGACUGGCGAAGCCGGCGGGCCACCAGUGCCGGACAACCUGAUGGCUGAGUGUGGCAUGUUCACCACCAUGAGUCCGUGUCCUAUGUGUGCAGGAGCGUGCGCCCAGUUCGGCCUCAAGCUCGUUGUCAUGGCGGAAAACGAGACCUGCUCGCAUGGCGAGUUUGUGCUCGCCCACUUUGGCAUCGAGGCCGUCAACCUCAAGGACGGGGAGAUGCUCAACACUGUCAAUGCCUGGAUCAAAGGGCCUGGCGCAUCGACGUGGGAUAACCCCGAGCUCGCGGUGCCACUCCGUAGAUGGAUUGCCGACGAGCCCGGAAACCCAAAGGGGUGGGUUCCGUCAUAG